Molecule: messenger RNA, 654 nt
Organism: Pedinophyceae sp. YPF-701
Lineage: Eukaryota; Viridiplantae; Chlorophyta; Pedinophyceae
Source: the annotation of a GenBank genome assembly
AUGGCGUCGCUGCUGACUGCUGCCGUGGCCGCGGCCCCGGCGCGCGGGGCGGCGGUGACUGCGCGGGCCGUGGCCGUGCGGGCGGUGGGUGCGCCCGCGCGCGACGUGCGGGCGUUCGGGUUCGACGCGGGCAAGGAGAAGGCGUUCUUCGGGGAGGACUUCGGCGCGCGCGACCCCUUUGAGGCGGAGCUCGCGACGAACUUCAACGAGACGUCGCUGGGGGAGGCGGACACGUCGCACAUCAUCAAGCCACCGGAGAAGAUGGCCUCGCUGAUUGGGCUGUCGAGCAAGGCGUGCUACGACCUCUCCGUGCUCGAGAAGCUCGGCAGCGGGGACGUCACGCUGCUCCGGAACCAGGCCGCCGGGUGGCGCCUGGCCAGCGCGGAGAAUGGAGACGAGGCGAUCGAGCAGUCGUGGCGCCUCAAGAGCGCCGACGCCGCUGAGGAGCUGAAGACGCGCCUCGAGGCCUGCGCGGAGAAGGCCGGCCACCCGAUCCUGAGCAUGGAGGUCGUCGCCGGAGACAGCCUGGCGGUCACGCUCGGGACGCCGUCCAAGGGCGGCCUGACGGUCAACGACUUCAUCCUGGCCGCCAAGCUCAACGACGUGCCGUUCGGGGACCUCGCGCCCCCAAAGAAGCAGCGCUUCUGGGCCUGA